AUGAAUCACGGCCAUCGUGUGAGCUGGGCUGCCGGUGCCGGUACCGCGCCGCCCCAGUUCAACAACCUCGCCAUGAAUAACAACGUCGUCAACAACAAUAACACUAACAACGGUGCGGUGGUGGAUGGUCCCGCCCACCCCGCCGCCGCCGCCGCCGCCGCGGCAGUGGAGAACAACUUUCAUCUUGGACCACGCUUCAGCAACUUCAAGGUGGUCGGUAGAGGCUCUUUCGGAGAAGUCUGCUCGGCUUUGGACUCUCAGCAGGGGAAACGAGUCGCUAUCAAGAAGGUCUUCCCCAUGUCCCGCGACGUCGUCAGCGCCAAGCACGCUCUGCGCGAGAUAAGGCUCAUGAGGUAUCUCGAGCCUCACCCGAACAUCGUCUCCCUGGAGGACCUGUUGGUCAACCAGCAAUACGACGAGCUCUACAUCGUCAUGGAGCUUUUGGACUGCGACCUCCACUACGUGAUCAACAAGUCCAACCAGCCCCUCGAUGACGUACACCACCGCUACUUUAUGUUCCAGAUUCUCAAGGGGGUCAAGUUCCUCCAUGACAACCGCGUCAUCCACCGUGAUCUCAAACCGAGCAAUAUCCUAGCCACGAAGAGAUGCCAGCUGCGGAUCACCGACUUCGGGUUGGCGAGGCUGAGGCCCACGGGUGCAGGUCCCGACCCCGACAAUGAGGACCCUGGCCCUCUAUUCUUAACCCAGGUGGACAACCCCAUGACCGAGACUGCUGUGACGAGGUGGUACCGCCCGCCCGAGCUGAUGCUCUGUCCCGACGGCCUGUACGGCUACGCUGUGGACCUGUGGAGCGUCGGCUGCAUAUUUGCCGAGAUGCUAGGGCGCCAGCCGUUUUUCCCCGGCCAGGAUUUCAAGAAACAGCUUUCACUCAUUUUCGAUGCCGUGGGGUCACCCCAGCCGCACGAGGUGGCUCACAUCCGAAAUCCCGAGGCAAUCCGCUUCUUGGAGUCGAUGCAGGGCCGAGUUAAGGUACCCUUCGCCGACCUUCUACCGAACGCGUCGGUAGCCUCAGUUGACCUAUUGGAAGGGCUACUUGUCUUCGACCCCCCGUGCCGCUUUUCGGCGGACGAAGCCCUCAGCCACCGAUACUUCCAACCUCUCAGUGGGAGGAUCCACGUACCCCCCGACCCGGAGGUGGCCCCAGGCUUCGACUUUGACUUCGAGAGUGAGCCCAUGCACCAAGAACAGCUGCGGGACAUGAUCUUGCAGGAGGUGGCGUUAUUUCAUGGGCACGCGGUGCAAGAGGAGGAAAAGGAGGAAGAAGAGGAUGAAGACGAAGACGACGACGACGACGAAGAUGAUGAUGACGAUGGCGAGGAUGGCAACGGUGGGGCCUCUAUGGCUCACUACGAUCACGCUUCUUCCACUGCUCGUGCUCCACCUCCCACUCACCACCACCGCAUGAUGAGCAACAGCGGUAUCGAUCACAACAGCUACAGCAACUAUGUGCACAACGUGGGUCCAGGGCACAACCACGCCGACCACAGCGCAAAUAUUGCACACAGCACUUACUUCAACAGAAUCGGCGCGAGCGCACGGCCGCAAGCCCCGGUAGCAGGUUUCCGCUAAAACGAGAGGAGGAGAGAAGCUGAUAACGCUCUUACGCGGCGCUUUUCUUCUGCCCUGGUUGUUACAGAGUGUAGAGUGCCGGCGAGGGGAAAGAGCCACUGGGGAAGUACAAGCAUCGGGUGUCGACGAGUCUCUUGGUGGGAACCUCUUCCACUUUCCUUGGCUCCCGUACUGCUAGGUGUUUUGUUGUUGCUGCUUUAAUGUGGCAAAGACAACAAUUUCAUGCCUAGACCUCUGUUCAUGUUUAUAUUUGUCCCCUGUCAGGCAUGCCAGAAGGGGGAAAGAUUUGUCCUAGCUACAGUAUUAAAUGCGUACGUAACCGAACAUGAAACCUAUCGCGGGAGACAGAGAGUGGCCUGGCUAGACGGGUUCCGGUAACGUUUCUCUCGGACCCGCCUGUUUUGUGUUUUUGUCUGUUCUUCGCGAGGCCCUUCGAACGGCACCACGAACGAACACGAAGUAUCGAAAAAGCAAAGCGUUUCUUAGUUCAAGAGGUUCGAGUGUGGCUCUUGUCGGGCAACGUAUAAUACUUGGAUAUAUAUCUUUCAGCAGUUGGUUCAGCUGAUGAACCACGCGCGUGUGUUGUCAGGCGCUACGAUGAGCAGCUGGAACCGCUCAUUUGAUUUUGCACAUGCACGCUUGGAUAACUGUCACAGUAAACGUGGUACGCUUGUAUUACGGUAUGUGUUAGUACGUAUUUUUUUUCACAAGUUUGUCUUUUUGACGAACUAAAAGGGCGAACAUGUGCUGGUUACGCGUGUUAUCUUUGGCCUGGGAUGAGAGGGGGGGGUCAACGCGGUGUCACAGUAGGUGGACGCGCUAUGUGCACCCUGGGGCCGGCGAAGCACGAAACAACAGCUCUAUCUGACCACUGCUGUAGCUAUUCUGAAACUGGACCUUGGUUCGCGAACACGUGGUAUAGCCACGAUGUCGAAAGGACCUGAAGUGCUUCAGCGAAGCCACCAGUUGCGUUGGUGGCCGCGAGGUUCAUGGUGUCGUUUCACAAAGGGCAAGGGCAGACUAGCAGGCGGCACGCGAUAUGAAACUUACACAAGUCAAUAAAGAAACUUUGGCGGAACAGAAUAGAGGAGCCGCAGUGCGGCGCAGUGUGGAAGGGGCGGAAGUAUAGAAGACAACAAAGUUGGGGUUGUCAAAGGGUGACUGGUCGUGCCAUCUUCGUUCUUCAGGUGAUUUUGAUAGUUUUCGCGACAGCCUCUUGCUUCCUUCGGGGUUGGUGGGCUUGGACUGCUUAUAUUACCUCGAGCUGUUUUUUAUUCCUGCCCACUCGUUUCCUUUGAGUGGCUAGACUAUUGGCUGCAAUCAAGCCACAGCAGUGACAUCUUGGGGGAGGUUCGGGUUGCCCCGACCACCGGCCGAUCCCCGUUAGGCAAGCUGUAUGUAAGGGGAGGUGCUUGCAUUCUUGGUGACAAUUCCAACAACGAAGAACGAUUGGCGCGCGGUCAAGGCGCGUGGAGAUAUGGUGUCUACAAGAGAACGUACUUCAUACUUGAAUAUGUGCAAGGUCGGUUUGAUUUCAAUUUUGAGAAUUUUGCAGAGCCGUUUUGACAUGUCCGGAGUGCAGCGGCGAGGGGGCAGGGGGGGGGGGGUUGGCCUUGGUGGGCAAAAGAAAUUAUGCUACAUUGUUCUCCUCAACAUCACAUGACGGUGCAAGGAGACCGUCUUCUUCCUUUGGUUACUGCUGUGUUGGCCAUGCUCUUUCGCGAAAUACCGCCCUUUCUGCCUUUCGGCCGGCAAGGCGAUUGGCUUGAGCUCCUUUCUCCACAAACAGAUUACUCAAGGUUAUAGGCGACAAGAGUGGGGUUAGGGUUGUGAACUAGUGACCCACGGGGCUUCGAGCAUGGAUGCUAUCCCCAUGCCUCAGCGGAGAGGCCUGAUUGGUUCCAUACUGUACGCAAGUUGAAGAUGAUGUAAAUGUACAAGUAAAUUAUACUUCGAAGUACUCUAGUUCGCUGGGUGUGCUUUGCCUGCCCUCCCUCUGUUCGUGUCUCCCCAAGAGGAGGGUAUAGUUUCUCAGGACUUUGUUGCUGUUGUGUGCGUAGUGUUCUUCAGUGGCUUGAGUCCACGGAUACUCGUUUCUCAUGCUUGGAACGGUACGGCGGAGACCAGAACGGUAUUUCCUAUGUAGUGAGGCGACAACGCCACCGGUAGUAGGGGAUUGAUUGGAUCGGUAGACUAGAAGAGCGGAGGAUUUCUGGUAGUUUAACCAACAUCUCUCAUCUAGUCUAAUCAGCGUAUGGAUUGCAAUCAUAUUUUUGACUCGAUUGAAGUGUACGGAAAUUCGUGGAUUGCGAUGAUAAUUUUCAUUUGAUUAAUGAAUGAAUGGAUUA
Messenger RNA from Ectocarpus sp. CCAP 1310/34, 3938 nucleotides. Lineage: Eukaryota; Phaeophyceae; Ectocarpales; Ectocarpaceae. The record is from the annotation of a GenBank genome assembly.